UACAGACAGGCACGUAAAUGUUUAGUAUCUCAACGGACAAUAUAGUUGGAAAUUUUUACCUCACUCAUGUCACACAAAAGGACGAAGACUCUUUAUCGGAUGCUUUUGUAAUUCCAUUCAUUGUCGCUAAGUUUACACCGCUGUGUCAGAGGCAUUAUUCCGGCCCACGUUAUCCACGCGCAAAAGUUUUAUGCAGUCUUGCUCACCUGCUAUUAUUUGUUCAUAUCCUGCAUAAACAGGAAGGAAGAAUGGCACGAUGGAUUAUACCAGCUGGUCUCAUGCUCCUGGCAGUAUUUAUAUUCUGUGAAACAACAGAAGGAAAGAAAGAUAAAAUGGUCUAUUGUUCAGCCUGCAUGGCCAUCGCUGAUGAGAUGAACUACUCAAUCAGCCAAAUUGACCCAAAGAAGACGCUCCACGUCGGAGGUUUCCGAGUCAGUCCCGACGGCAGCUUAAUGGAAAAAAAGAUUCCCCUUGCUAGAUCAGAGACUCAGUUAAGUGAGCUUCUGGAGGACGUUUGUGAAAGAAUGAAUGAUUACGCCAUCUACGAGGACCCGGACACGAAGCAGAGCAGAUACAAGAGGUUUGCGCCAAGAGGCAAUGAUAACCUGAAUUUUCCAGAUUUCAAAAAUUUUAAGUUUGACGGACCUGACGCUUCCAGUGCUUUAAAAUUCGCUUGUGAAAACAUUGUUGAGGAGUAUGAAGAUGACAUCAUCUCUCUGUUCUCAAAAGAAACAAAACAUGUGGCCCAGAAGUUGUGCAAUGAAGUAUCAGGUCACUGUAAAGGCAGCGAGUCACAUGGCGAACUGUAGUCUCACACGAUUCUGUACUGAAGACCAUCAAAAAGCCUUAAUGAUCCUAACCAUAACCUGGGACCAAUCAAAUAAGGACCGAAAAGACGGGUUACCCGAAAAACAUAUUUUUAAUAAUCUGUGAUAUGUAAAUGUAAUAGAG
Messenger RNA from Chanos chanos (milkfish), 951 nucleotides. RefSeq names its product canopy FGF signaling regulator 1 (gene cnpy1). Gene Ontology annotation, cellular component: endoplasmic reticulum. The coding region runs from base 18 to 809 and encodes 263 amino acids. NCBI's taxonomy places the organism in Eukaryota, Metazoa, Chordata, Actinopteri, Gonorynchiformes, Chanidae. The record is from RefSeq and is a predicted model, not a curated record. The transcript is spliced from 6 exons.